AACGGGCCGCCAUGUUGAGCGGAGGCGGAGGAGGGCCGGGGGGCUGGCUCCGCCCCAGGGGCGGGGGUUUCCCCGGCUGGCUCCGCCCCGGGUGGGGGGGCGGGUCCCGUCAGACUGCCUCCGCCCCGAGGGCGGGGGUUUCCCCGGCUGGCCCCGCCCCGGGGGGCGGGUUUGCCUGCUGUUCCGCCCCCGGGGCGGGGUCACCCGGAGAGGCCCCGCCCCUCCCCUUUUCCGGGCGCCCCCCCCCCGGGGGUCCCCGCCGUCCCGGCCAUGGUCCCCUGGGUGCUGACCCUCCUGCUCCUCGCCGGGGGGGCCCGGCCCGGCCCGGCCGCCGCUGGCAGCGGCCCCCCCCGCCCCCCACCGCCUGCCCCCCCCGCCGGGUCCCGCUGCCCCCCGGGCACAUACCCCCACCCGCCCCCCCGCCACCGCCCUGGCCGCUGCCCCACCGCCGGGAACGAGACCCCCGUCGUCUGCAAAGAGUUGCGGUGCCCGUCGCCGCUGUCGUUCCCGCAGGGGACGCUCUCCCCCCGCCGCCCCUCGCACCCCCCCCGGGGCCGUUCUGGCCUUCGCCUGCGACGACGGGUUCGUGCUGCGGGGCCCGGCCCAGAGGCGCUGCCGGCCCGGAGGCCUCUGGAGCGGCACCAGCCCCGUCUGCGACGACGGCGGUGAGAGCCGGGGACACCGGGA
Messenger RNA from Aquila chrysaetos chrysaetos, 687 nucleotides. RefSeq names its product basic proline-rich protein-like. NCBI's taxonomy places the organism in Eukaryota, Metazoa, Chordata, Aves, Accipitriformes, Accipitridae. The transcript has 2 exons. Bases 271 to 669 code for a protein of 132 amino acids. The record is from RefSeq and is a predicted model, not a curated record.